This is a messenger RNA of Sinocyclocheilus rhinocerous, 3580 nucleotides long. Its product is annotated as importin subunit beta-1-like. Gene Ontology annotation, biological process: protein import into nucleus. The coding region runs from base 160 to 2439 and encodes 759 amino acids. Gene Ontology annotation, molecular function: small GTPase binding. The transcript has 18 exons. NCBI's taxonomy places the organism in Eukaryota, Metazoa, Chordata, Actinopteri, Cypriniformes, Cyprinidae. The record is from RefSeq and is a predicted model, not a curated record.
CGGGCGGGAGUUCCGCGCGGCCUUUUCCUCGCGACAGCGGCUAACCGCGAGAACUGCUCGACUUCGGUGUUAGGCGUGGACGCGAUUCUGAGUCUACACGACCGAUCCACUCGUUCCUGUCUCCUGUCACCGCGGAUCUCGUCGCGUUAGCGCGUCAGGAUGGAGCUGAUCACAAUCCUCGAGAAAACCGUGUCUCCAGAUCGGAAUGAGCUGGAGGCGGCGCAGAAGUUUCUGGAGCAGGCGGCCAUCGAGAACCUGCCGACCUUCCUGGUGGAGCUGUCCAAGGUGUUGGCUAACCCCGGGAACACGCAGGUGGCACGAGUCGCCGCCGGGCUACAGGUCAAGAACUCCCUGACCUCGAAGGACCCGGAUGUGAAGACGCAGCACCAGCAGAGAUGGCUGGCCAUCGACACCAGCGCCCGCCGGGAGAUCAAAAACUACGUGCUGCAGACUCUGGGAACAGAGACCUAUCGGCCCAGCUCGGCCUCUCAGUGUGUGGCUGGCAUCGCCUGCGCCGAGAUCCCUGUCAAUCAGUGGCCCGAGCUCAUCCCUCAGCUGGUGGCCAACGUGACGGACCCCAGCAGCACAGAGCACAUGAAGGAGUCCACGCUGGAGGCCAUCGGAUACAUCUGCCAGGACAUCGACCCCGAGCACCUUCAGGACAACGCCAACCAGAUCCUGACGGCCAUCAUCCAGGGCAUGAGGAAGGAGGAGCCCAGCAACAACGUCAAGCUCGCCGCCACCAACGCGCUCCUCAACUCGCUGGAGUUCACCAAAGCCAACUUCGACAAGGAGGUACUAACCGAAGCUGUCUUUAGCACAUGUAAUGUAUGGGGUCCUGUAGAAAUGGCUGAUCUCUGGUACAGUGGAUGGAUGUGCUCUCACCUGCUGCUCUGUGUUCAGAUCACAAUAGAGGCCAUGAAGAGUGACAUCGAUGAAGUGGCCUUACAGGGAAUCGAGUUCUGGUCCAACGUCUGCGACGAGGAGAUGGAUCUGGCCAUUGAGGCCACUGAGGCCUCUGAACAGGGCCGUCCUCCAGAGCACACCAGCAAGUUUUACGCUAAAGGAGCUCUGCAGUACCUGGUGCCCAUCCUGACACAGACGCUCACCAAACAGGAUGAGAACGACGACGAUGACGACUGGAACCCGUGUAAGGCUGCGGGCGUGUGUCUGAUGCUCCUGGCCACGUGCUGCGAGGACGACGUGGUGCCGCAUGUGCUGCCCUUCAUCAAAGAGCACAUCAAGCACCCGGACUGGCGCUACCGCGACGCCUCCGUCAUGGCCUUCGGCUCCAUCCUGGAGGGCCCCGAGCUCAGCCAGCUCAAGCCGCUGGUCAUCCAGGUAAGGACUGUCAGGCCAGACGGGCAUCAGAAUAACCUGCGGAGUGCAGCGUAUGAGGCUCUGAUGGAGAUCGUGAAGAACAGCGCCAAGGACUGCUACCCCGCGGUACAGAAGACCACGCUGGUCAUCAUGGAGCGACUGCAGCGGGUCCUGCAGAUGGAGUCUCACAUCCAGAGCACGUCAGACAGGAUCCAGUUCAACGACCUGCAGUCCCUGCUGUGUGCCACCCUACAGAACGUGCUGAGGAAGGUGCAGCAUCAGGACGCGCUGCAGAUCUCAGACGUGGUGAUGGCAUCUCUGCUGCGCAUGUUUCAGAGCACCGCCGGCUCGGGGGGCGUUCAGGAGGACGCUCUCAUGGCCGUCAGCACGCUGGUGGAAGUUUUGGGCAGUGAUUUCUUGAAGUACAUGGAAGCCUUCAAGCCUUUCCUGAUUAUCGGCCUGAAGAAUUUCGCGGAGUACCAGGUGUGUCUGGCUGCAGUGGGGCUGGUGUGUGAUCUGUGCCGAGCGCUGAUGGCCAACAUCCUUCCUCACUGUGAUGAAAUCAUGCAGCUGCUGCUGGAGAACCUGGGUAACGAGAAUGUGCACCGGUCUGUGAAACCUCAGAUCCUGUCUGUGUUUGGGGAUAUUGCUCUUGCCAUUGGUGGUGAAUUCAAGAAGUACCUGGACAUUGUGCUGGACACUCUGCAGCAGGCCUCGCAGGCACAGGUGGACAAGACGGACUAUGAUAUGGUGGACUAUCUGAACGAGCUGCGAGAGGGCUGUCUGGAAGCGUACACCGGGAUCAUCCAGGGCUUGAAAGGAGACCAGGAGAACGUGCACCCUGAUGUAAUGCUGGUACAGCCUCGUGUCGAGUUUAUCUUGUCUUUCAUUCACCACAUUGCUGAGGAUGAAGACCGAUCCGAUGGAGUUGUUGCCAAUGCUGUCGGCCUCAUCGGUGACCUGUGUACAACCUUUGGAAAAGAUGUGAUGAAGCUGGUGGAGGUUCGACCUCAGAUCAACGAUCUGCUGUCUGAAGGCCGGAGGUCCAAGACCAACAAGACCAAGACCUUAGCCACGUGGGCCACGAAGGAGCUCCGCAAGCUGAAGAGCCAAGCCUGAUUACCGGCCGUGGAGCUUCUACCAAGAAUAAUGGAAAUCAAACCCACUGAGGUUUCUUCUGUCUUUUACACAUAGACGUCAAAGCAGAAGUGACGUGUGCGCUGAGAUGAGUGUCUGAGAAUGAGUGAGAAAGAGUGAGAGAGAGACAUCACACCACCUUCAGAGUUCAACUCCAGCAGCAGCAGAACAACUCAGCGGCCACCACCUUCCCCUCAUCAAGCCCUCUUCUCAUGUGUCUCUGACCCCACUAAUAAACUAUUCCACACCAUCCACAUUCUCCCUUUGAAAAGCUAGUGCAUCAUAUUAGUGCACGCUUGCCAGCCUGUCUGCGUUUAGCUCAAGAAAGGAAUACAUCUGUGGGACUGCAGAUGUUCCCUAUUACGCAACACAUUUGUCAGAAGACACAAACAAAAAGAAGGAAGUGAUGCUGCUGGAGUUUGUAAUGGCGUGACUGGAGUGUGAGUGUGUGAAUGAACGGAGGGGGUCGCUGGCUCCACAUCCCCUCUUUCUAUUUCAACCAAUAAUAAAUAAACAUGAUCAAUAUCUUGUUUGCAAAUUCAGUGAGAUGCACUUGUGUGAACCGGAGAGCGGCAGGUGGUCAGGGAUGGGCAGCACUCGGGUGAUCUGGCGACGAGCGCUCAUCCUGCUUUCCCAAAGUCAAUUGCUGCGCUAUAUUUUUUUUUCCCCCUCCUUUUUAAAAAAAAAAAAUAGAAUUACAAAUAAAUGGUUGUGUUAUUAGUAUGCUAGCAUGGAUGGUGCAGAUAGACACCUGCCACAAGACUCUUGCCACUGGAGGUGCAGGUUCUAGCAGAGCAGUCCAUGUUCAAGGGGUGCAGGAAUUAGACACUUCCACUUCCUCCUUUAUUCUCCUUCAUUUGUUUUGCAGGGAAAUGAGUGCCAAAUCCAUGCGGAUACCACUGGACUUGAGCUUAAUGUGUUGACACGUAGAAGAUGCGAAAUAAACAUGUCAACGAUGUCACAAUCUGAUUUGCAUUGAUGUGCUUUGGUUGUAAUUUUUUUCUUCUCGCGGCACUUAAUUGGAGUCAUUCACCAAGCUUUUAAAAAAAGAAUGAACAGAAUCAGACGUUUGUAUGAGGUUAUAUUUUUCCAUUGAUAUGAAAAUAAAAUAAAAUUGAACCUU